Messenger RNA from Doryrhamphus excisus (bluestripe pipefish), 2936 nucleotides. It is a transcript of the gene nedd9, whose product is annotated as neural precursor cell expressed, developmentally down-regulated 9. Lineage: Eukaryota; Metazoa; Chordata; Actinopteri; Syngnathiformes; Syngnathidae. Gene Ontology annotation, molecular function: protein binding. Gene Ontology annotation, biological process: cell migration; cell surface receptor protein tyrosine kinase signaling pathway. The record is from RefSeq and is a predicted model, not a curated record. Gene Ontology annotation, cellular component: plasma membrane; cytoplasm.
AAAAAAAGCACAGUCCGGUUACAGAGGCGCUCCUGUUGGCUACAUUCUCAGUCUUUCGCCGCUCUGGAUGGCUGGUUAACCACAGACGAGUCCCUCUUCUUUCUCAUUGAUGCGAUAAAAGCGGAUAUUUCUAACCUUUUCUGGAAUCUUCUAGAGGAGCUGCAAGAUGAAAUACAAAAACCUAAUGGCCAAAGCGCUGUACGACAACAUGCCCGAGUCCCCAGAGGAGCUGGCCUUCCGGAAAGGGGACAUCCUGACUGUGAUCGAACAGAACACCGGCGGCCUAGAGGGCUGGUGGCUCUGCUCUCUGCACGGCCGCCAAGGCAUCGCCCCCGGAAAUCGCCUGAAGCUGCUCAUAGGGCCUAAAUUCGAGGCCCAGUCGCCCGCCUCCGCUGCCGCCGCCUCUGCCCAGCCGCCCCUCCAGAGCUCGGGCUUCCAGCAGAAGGCCGGCACGGGGGCUCAGGGGCUGUACCAGGUGCCACCUUCCCUGCAGAGUUCACAGCAGCAGAGCCAGCAGAGCAUCUACCAGGUGCCCUCAGCGCAAGAUGUCUACCAGGUCCCACCGAGGAGUACCCUAGCUGCUGAUAACACACCGAACAAGGUGGUGACCCCCACCAGAGUGGGACAGUUGUACACCUACAGCCCAGGACAGCACAACCAGCAGGACCUCUAUGAUGUCCCACCCAGUAGAUCACAGGGGGUGUAUGAUGUUCCACCUGGUCAGAUGCUAGGUUCGCAAUACCCUGGACAGCAGGGAGGCGCACGGAACCAAGACAUCUACGACGUGCCCCCGUCUCAAACUGAUCUCAGGACAGGACAAGACGUUUAUGAUGUUCCUCCUUCCUCUUCGCAAUCGGUCUACUCGGUGCCGCCCUGCAGAGCAAACCCCGCCCCCCAGGAGGGCACCUACGACUUCCCUCAGCCUCUCAAACACAUGCAGGAGGGCAUCUAUGACGUUCCACCACCCGCAAUCAGCAAAACCACGCAGAACCCCCAGUCUCAUUACGACUUCCCCCCCAGCAUGGAGCCCUCGGGUCAGCACCAAAAGCAGAACAGCAACGAGGGCAUCUACGACGUACCUCCGACCGCUCUUCUCUCAGCGGGCGCCGGCUCUCAGAGCGACGUCUAUGACAUCCCGCGGGGCAUGCAGCUCCCCCAGCACAGAAGCUCGCCCGCCGAUCGAGACAAAGGCGUGUAUGAUGUCCCCGCUCAGGAUUCCCGUGCAGUUGCGGAUGUGACGGAAGGCGUGAACCGCUUGUCGUUCUCCAGCACGGGAAGCACGCGAAGCAGCAUGUCCACUUCCUCGUCCUCCACGGGCUCCAGCGCCGAGGGGCGCUUGGUUUUGGAUGUCGACACAGCAGUCCAGAGGUUGUUCCGUCUGCAGCAGGCUGUGGAGGCCUCAGUCGGGGCUUUGCAUUCAAUGGCGGCGUCCCCUCACUGGAGGACUUUUCCCUUCAUGGAGCGCCACGCCAACGAUGUCCGCACAGUGCUGGACAGGAUCCGUGCGAGCGUGGGGGACUUUGUUGUAUUCGGAAGAGGUGCCGCCGCCAACGCCACGGCCCUUUCCGACUCCACCCUUCACAGCAAGAUGAGACGGCAGCUGGGCCGCCUGGAGGACUCGCAGCAGAUCCUCCUGCAGAUCUACCAAGUCCUGGAAAACAGCUGCUGGGCGCUGAACACGUUAGCCGCCUCGGCCGCUAGCAAGCAUCACAACAAGAGCGACGAGCUGGCCCGCUUCGUCAUGGUGUCCAGAACCGUGCCGGACGACGCCAAGCAGCUGGCCUCCACGAUAGGGAACAGCGCCGAGUUGCUAUUCAGGCGGACGCACAUGGAGGGGUCCUUCUCCAGCGGGAGCACGCCCGACGAGAACAUGAGCCACCCGCUCACGUCGCCCUCUUCGGACAGCGACACCUACGGGGGUCAGACCAAGCCGUUUCCUGUCCCUUCCAGCCAAGACAAAGACAACAUGAACCACAGCGAGAAGUGCGUCAAGAGCUGGAUGGAAGACUACGACUACGUACAUCUGCAGGGCAAAGAAGACUUUGAACGUCAGCAGAAGGAGCUGUUGGAGAAAGAAAACAUCAUCAAGCAGAAUCAAGCUCAGCUGGGCCAAGAGCAGAUCAACCAGUUCAAGAAGUUGGAGCAGGAGGUGAUCAAACCCGUGGAGAACGACAUCUCGCAGUGGAUGUCACACCAACACACGGGCAGGUCCCCGACCCCCCAGUCCGACACAUCCUCCUUGCCCACCUCCACUCGCGCGUGCGCCCGAGACCGCCAGCUGCUGGGCUUCUACUCGGAGCAGUGCGAGCAGCACUUCGUCACUCUCCUCAGCGCCGUGGACGCCUUCUUCAGCUGCGUGAGCGGCGGGCAGCCUCCGCGCAUCUUCGUGGCGCACAGCAAGUUCGUCAUCCUCAGCGCCCAUAAACUGGUCUUCAUCGGAGACACCCUGUCCCGGCAGGCCUCGGCCCCCGAGGUGGCCAACAGGGUGAUGAACUCCAGCAACGUGCUGUGUGACUUAUUAAAGACGGUGGUCGCCGCCACGAAGACGGCGGCGCUCAACUACCCCAACACGGCCGCCAUCCAGGAGAUGGUGGACAGAGUCACCGAUCUGUCGCAUCACUCGCAACAAUUCAAAGAACAGCUGCUUCAAAUGGCAAAAUGGUGAUUCUUCUCUUUUGGAUGUUGUAUAAAGUUCCCGUUGUGUAAAUAUUGGCUCUAUUUUUGUGUAGAUUGUUUCAUGUGGACUUUUUUUUUUUUCAUAACAUUCCAGUCAUAUAUAUAUAUUAUAUAAAGCACCUUAUGUUCAUUUCACCCAUAGAGUGUUGUUGAUGUGUCUUACUGCUGGAUGUGUGACAGUAGAUCCUAAAUCAUGUUAAUAUCAAUAUGUGUGUUUCUAUGUGGGAUCUCCACAGAUAAAGACUUGUUCAUAACCGUGA